UACCAAAUCUAUCAACUUAGAUAGCGAUGCUUAUAAAUAGUAGCGUCGCGAGAAAAAAAAAAUAUGAGAACAACAUGUCAACAUAUUUUCCUUGGAACUCCAGUUCGGGCUUGUUCCUUUCUGUAACAACAUCCAGCUUCACGACGACUAAGCCCAUCUCACAUCAAUACGUUGUAUAUCUACCACCAUUUCUUUGCACUUUAGACUGGCAUUUAAUAUCUACCAUCAUAUCGAAGUCCUGACAGCGCGCUAUACCGCAAGACCUCUAAGAAAACUAGUCAAGUCCGGCACUUGGCCAGUUUGCAGUAACAAGACAAGCAUCGUCAUACGAAGCUAUAUUCCAAUCAAUCACAUCACCGUCAAUGAUGGAUUCGUAAGACCAUAACAACCCCUCAUACUAAAGCAUCAAAAGAGCUAACACAGCAAAUGAGUUACAUGUCAGCAUGGACGAGAGCGGCAACCAGGCGAGCGGCUCGGUACCAGGGCUACCUCCGCCUCAUGUCUGGUCGUUAUGACCCCCGGCUCACGAAAGCUACGCGAAUCGACACUCCUGCGCGAUCAGAAUCUCAGAUCACGCAUGACCAUAAUACGACAGAGCCGGAGCGCCGCGAAGCUCUGAGCGGUGCUAUUGCUCCCAAGCACCAGGAAGAGGAGGCGAUAAAGCCUUCGAGCCCCAAGAUGAUCAGGACAGUGAAGCCACACGACGAGAGAUGUCGCACACGCUUCAAAGGGGGAACAUCGCAUCGACCCAAGCCUAAAGGACAAAUUUCCCAACAAACCGUCCCAAUCAGACCGCCCGGCCCGAAAAAGCAAGGGGCUCUCAAGAAACCUCGAAAAGAAAUCACUAUGGCUAAUACGGUCAUCACGAACACCGCAAGCGAAAGUUCUAUCGAUGACUGGGAAUGUUCUGACGACGACGACGACGACGACGAUGCUGAUGACGACUUCGACGACACCUUGAUAAUGGAGGAACAUCCCCUCAAGCGCUACCCGGCGGUGGACGACUCUACCUUCUUAGAAAGAAUGGAGGUGCCAACCCGCGCACAACCACGCCGAAGCCUGCUUACGGAGCAGAUCGCCAAAAACACGGUUAGAUACACGGCAGCGGACAAAGUGGCUAUGGACAGGCAGCGUUGUAUAACGCAGCGGUCGCUUGGGGCGGCACAGAAAUGGGAAACGACGGGAAGGGAAGCGGGUUUACUACGACCAUACAUGACCGAGGCCGGCGAGGGGUGGGGCUUUGAACAGCCGGAUCUGCUUGGGCCGCCCGUGGUUAAGGGAUACGGGAACCGGCCAUGAUGCCGCCGUUGAACCGGAUUGUCACGACAGCGUACCGGUAUGCCGUAUCUGACAAGUUUGACGGGGCCGGUUACUUACUUAUGGGCGUACAUGCCCACGGUCAGCGCUACGGCGCAUAGAUAUUGAGGGAUUUAAGAAGAGGAAGAUUUAUGGCGUUUUGGUCAAGAGCGAGAGUGCAUCAUGCUAGGCGUUUUGGCGGACAUGUGUGGGAUGAUAUUCAUGCGAAUAUACUUUCAAAUUUGAGACCCAGGCAUAAAGAUUGGCGAGGCGUUUUUGAAUAGAAAAAGGCAUUGGGGCCUCAUGGCGGUGGGCAUUCACAGCGGUUUUCAAUCCUAGAGUAGGAGGAUCAUGGUAUGAUACAGGAAUGAGAAGGACUAAUUGCGGGAUUUGAAACGCAUCCUAGCGCGGGGGAAUAAAAGAGAGACUGCUACAAGGAAUAAACGCUCAACGGCGUUGAAGGAUUAAUGCUAAUACCAUGUAAAUGGAAUAUGACAUUGUCGUUGCUGUUUUUAUCAUUGUCAAGAAUGAGA
Xylaria bambusicola is the source of this 1829-nucleotide messenger RNA. RefSeq lists its product as uncharacterized. Bases 427 to 1299 code for a protein of 290 amino acids. Lineage: Eukaryota; Fungi; Ascomycota; Sordariomycetes; Xylariales; Xylariaceae. The transcript has a single exon. The record is from RefSeq and is a predicted model, not a curated record.